Messenger RNA from Drosophila subobscura, 6660 nucleotides. RefSeq lists its product as uncharacterized. Gene Ontology annotation, molecular function: zinc ion binding; sequence-specific DNA binding. NCBI's taxonomy places the organism in Eukaryota, Metazoa, Arthropoda, Insecta, Diptera, Drosophilidae. The coding region runs from base 761 to 6409 and encodes 1882 amino acids. Gene Ontology annotation, biological process: regulation of DNA-templated transcription. Gene Ontology annotation, cellular component: nucleus. The record is from RefSeq and is a predicted model, not a curated record. The transcript has 6 exons.
AACAUCGUCAACUGCGAGUAACGUAAUUUCAUCUAGUUUGUGGAUCCAUGUGUGUUUCAGUGAGGAAAAAGCUUGUCGCUUAUGCACCCACCUCCCAGUCAACAAUAACAACAGUUAGUCGCGUAGCAUAAAGUUCACAAGUAUUUCGUGCGGUGCGCGAGGUCGCAGUGUUAACACCAUCGCAGUCUAAUGAUUGAGCAGGUCAUCCUGGUUCUGGUCCUUUGAAUCUGUAAUGUGAAUUCGCUCGGAGGUUCUCUCGCUGUGCAUGUGUGCGUCAGAAAGAUAUCUGUGCGCGGGCAGCAUAACCGUAAACCGUUUUAAACAUUACAAACGUCAACGGAACUGCCAUUAAAUUAAAUAAUUGAAAAUACCACGAGGAAAUACUGAAAAGCAGUGCAAAUAAACGCGCGAAAAUAAUAACUGCGAUUGCAAAUGUUUAAAUGUGUACAUAAACAGAAGUUAAUAAACAAAGGGAGUGAACAAAGAUACAAAACAACAAACAGUAGAGAUAUUGCAAAACAGAAGUAACGAUUCUCUGAAGAGAGAAGCAAAAACCAAAAGUGGAAAAAUACCAAACUAUGGUCCAGGCCAGAGUGUAAAAUGCGCAAAACUUUGUUGUAAAACGUUCAAUAGCGAAGAAGCGUUGAAACGAGACGCGAGGAGUUGUGAUUAGUGAAUUAAGAAUAUUAUUGAUCAGUUUUAAGUAUAAAGACAUAAGCCCGCGACCUGGUGAAGUGACAAGUGUCCGAGAUCAGACAAGAUGUUGCCUGCCAACGGGGGGGACUCGAAGCAGAGCCAAGUGAAUCGCAAAAUGUCCAUUCCGAAUAUUACCAUUAUACCGCGCAAGAGUGCCGAGGAGAUGCGUUUCCUGCCCAUCGCCGCCAUGCCCACAAAGCAUAACUCCAGCAUACACAUUGGCAACGUUCAAUCGGUAAAAACCAACAACAAUAAUAAUAUCCACACGGCAUUGAAAUCCACACUGACCAUGACGCCUUUGAACAUGAACAUUGUACAAGCGAGUGGAGUGAAAACCACCAGCCUCAAGCCAGGAGCCGUGGCUGCCACUGGCUCGAUGAUUCAGCUGGUGCCCAUGUCUGCCACAGGCGGCGCCACAAAUCAUCAUCCGAACCUCUUGGCCAUUAUAACGCCAUCCGGCAAGAACGCGAUGAUAAGUGCCACUCCACCGCAUGCCCAGCCAAUCAUGAUACGUCCCAAUCCAGCCAUAUCCCGGCUGUCACAUCCGAGCAAAGGAACUUUCACCAUCAACAAUAGCAAUGGUUCCACCACUGUUAAAGCCUCGGCUGUUUCCAGCGCCACAAAGGCUGUCGCCAGCAGAACAUUAGCAGAGUUUCCCAAUACGAUGGCCGCCAUGACGGCACCAGCACCAGCAGCACCUGUACCUGCUUCAGUAUCAGCAACUGCAACGGCACCCGUAACUGUAACUCUACCUGUACCUGCCGCCGGCUCCGUAACAGCUGCAGCAGCAGCAGCAGUGGCAAAGGCAGUUCCAUCGCCGCAGCAGCAGCCAAUCUCACUGAUCGGCGGGCAGCCAUUGAAACCACGUGCCCCGCUUAUACUCAGCAAGGUGGCGGUCGAUAAGCUGCGCAUUAAAUUCAAUCAGGCAAGGGUCAAUCCCAAUGCCAUCAUUGUCAGCAAGGCGCUUCAGCAGAGCAGUGCCCAAGCGGAAGGAAAAAUUCAACCCACGCCCAUUACCGUGAACGACAUGACCAGGACAUGCUCGACGCAGCCAGCAGCAUCAGUUGAGAGUGGCAGUGGAAGCAACAGCAGCAGCAGCAACAAUCAGUGCAUAUAUCCGAAAAAGGCGUUACCACUACCCAGCAGCAAGGACACAGCCAAACCCAAGACUUCCGCUCCAACAACAGCCAUUGGGAGCAGCAGCAACAACAACAACAACAAAGAGAAAGACAACAAGAACAAGUGUCCCAUAAAGGCCCUGCCUCUAUCCACAUCAAAGGACAUGUCCAAGGCUCCGUCCGCCAGCAGCAAGAUGAGCCCCAAUCCAAAUCCCAGAGAAAUCACCAUGCAGACCGUCAUCAAUGGCCCACCACAGAAAACGGAACAGAAAGCAGAACAGAAGAUGGAACAGAAAGCAGAGUCCAAGCCCAAGCCAAUGGCCAUGGCCCAGCCGCCAGCAACGCACAAAGUGAAGCGUUCCAAGUCGUUUGUGUCGCCUGAGGAGGUGGCCAUAAUGCGAGCCAUACAACGGCGUCGCUACUCGGUGGCCAAGGAACCACAAGUACCCGCAAAGGAGCCUCAGGAGCCUGUAAAGCAGCCACAGGCACCCGUAAAGCAGCCCCAGGCACCCGUAAAGCAGCCCCAGGCAGCCGCAAAGCAGUCCCAGGAACACGCAAAGCAGACCCAGGAACCCGUAAAGAAACCACAAACAUACGCAAAGCAGACACAGGCACCCGCAAAGGAGCCACAGGAACCCGUAAAGCAGCCCCAGGAACCCGAAAAGCAGCCAAAUGCAGCCGCAAAGAAACCUCAAGCACCCGUAAAGCAGCCCCAGGAACCCGAAAAACAGUCUCAGGCAGCCGCAAAGCAGCCCCAGGAACCCGCAACGGAGCCACAAGCAUCCAAAACGGAGCCUGUUGCACCCACAAAGCAGCCCCAAGCAGCCGAAACGGAGCCUGUAGCACCCGCAAAGGAGCCUGUUGCUCCUGCAAGCGAUCCCGUGGUAUCCGAUAAGGAAGACGACGCCGUUGUAAUGCUGGAAGAUCCGCCCAUUGUGACAAUCACAAUCGACACCGAUGAUAGCGACGAUGAGGGGGAGAAGGAGCAGUCGGCAAAGUUGCCGCCGAUUCUCUCCACAGCUGCACUGACAGUCACAGCCUUACCGGGAUCAGCUAGACGCACAUCCACACCGAACAGCAUCAGCACGAGCACCAACACUGGAACAGCACCGAGAGGCAUCUCCAGCACUGGUGGCUCUUUGAGCAUGCUGGAGUCGCGCAAGAACUCACGAAAGAACUCUUCGACCAGCAACGGCGGCACAACGAUGUCUUCCUACAGGAAGAGUUCACAUGGCAGCAUCAGCAUCUCGAGCAGCAGCUGCUCGCUCAACAGCGAUGUGGAAGAGAUUGUGGUGCCCGCCAAGAAGCGAAAGGAAGAGCCAGCGACGCAUACGAAGACGCAGACGAUAAGCAUUGUCAAGGCGGAAUCUGUGUCCAACGAAGAUUUUGAGCGGUCGCUGCGUUGUGAGGAGUCGCUGGUCCAUUCGCCCGAGUCCUCUGGCCCCAGAGCCUCCUCCGCCAAGGUGCCUCAGCGUCGGCCUGUGCCUCUACCCACGCAGAAUGGCCAGCACCAGGCCAAGGCGCACAAGACGACCUUCGUCAUGAUUCCCACGCCCCCAGCUGGAGCCAAUGCCAUGUCGAUGAAGAAGGCGAUGCUCAACAACCUGCAGAUGCUGCGUUGGCGCCCCCAGCAGCCGGCCAGCCUGCAGAACUCCUCGCUACGCUUCGACAUCAACCGCUACAGCCUGCUGCAGCUGAACGAAAGAUGCGAGCCGCGCCAUGGUCCCGCCAGUUACUUCGAGCGCGCCCUUUUCGACCGUCCCGGCCGUCGGCCCACCGACAGCCUCCAUCCGCUGCUGUAUCUGUGCCAGCGAUGCAAUUGCCAUGGCCCUGCCGCUGAUUUUCUGGCGCCACAUUACUGUUCCGUGGGUUGUGUGCGACGAGCGCAGAAGCGGCGCAUGCCUGCCAUAGUCACAUCCCUGAACAAGAUGCCUAAGAAGGUGCUGACGCAGCAACAGCAGCAACAGAAGAAGGUGGAGCAGCUGCAGCAUCAGCGGGCCAACAGGGUGGAGCUGGAGCAGCGGCGGAUCGUGGUCGCCAAGAGACCCUUCCGCUGGACCGACUACAUGGAGACACAUGGGCCAGAGUUGACGGCGCCCAUCCAUCUGUUCUUCAAUCCGUUUCCACGCAACGCCAACUGCUUCGAGCGUGGCAUGAAGCUGGAGGCCAUCGAUCCAGAGAACUGUUCCCUCUUCUGUGUGUGCACCGUGUCGGAGGUGCAUGGCUAUCGGCUGAAGCUCAGCUUCGAUGGCUACUCCAGCAUGUACGACUUCUGGGUGAACGCCGACUCGCUGGACAUCUUUCCGCCCGGCUGGUGCGAGAGCACAAAUCGCGUACUGCAGGCGCCCAAGGGCUACUGCUCGCAGCGUUGGAGCUGGAGUCGCUAUCUGGUGAAGACCAAUGCCAAGGCGGCACCCCGCGUGCUCUUCCCUCACUUGAACCACACGCCGUACAAGCGCGAGAAUCGUUUCCGCCGUGGCAUGCAUCUGGAGGCGGAGGACCUCAACGACACGGGCAAGAUCUGUGUGGCCACGGUGGCGGACAUACUGGACGAGCGCAUACGCGUCCACUUCAACGGCUGGGACGACUGCUACGACUUCUGGGUGCACAUCAGCUCCCCGUACAUCCAUCCGUGCGGCUGGCAUGCCGGUCGCCAGCAGCUGAUUGUGCCCCCCAGCUACCACAACACCGUCUUCAGCUGGGAGGACUUCUCGCGCCGCAAGGGCGGCAUUGCAGCACCCGAGGAUCUGUUCUCGCCGCGGCAGCCCAUGGACUUUCAGGCGCGCAUGAAGCUGGAGGUGGUGGAUCAGCGCAAUCCCUGCCUGAUCCGUCCGGCCACGGUGGUCACCCGCAAGGGCUACCGCGUGCAGCUGCAUCUGGACUGCUGGCCCAACGAGUACUACUUCUGGCUGGAGGACGACAGCCCCGACCUGCAUCCCAUUGGCUGGUGUGAGGCCACACAGCACGAGCUGGAGUCGCCGCCCGGUUUCCUGCAGGCCCCAGCCCAGAUGCCCUGCGACGUGGACGGCUGCCGUGGCUUCGGCAAUGCCAAGCGCUUCAACCUCAAUGUUCACGCACUGCCCGACUGCUGUCCCUAUGCACCCGUGAACUGGCGCCAGUGGCGCUCCAAAACGGUGAAGCCGCCACGCGUGGCACCCGAUCAGAUCAGUCGGGUACCGCUCCGCGAGCCAAAGAAGUUAUCCGUUGGGAAUAUGCUUCCGUCGCCACUGUCCAGCUUUGGGAAAGGAUACAGACGGGAGGGCCUGCCAGAGCUGGUCAUCGAAGCGGAGCGAGUGGAGCCGGACAACGCGCAGAUAGUCAUGGAGGGCGAGUGCAUGAUGGAGGACGAGGCUCAGAUUGUCAUCAAGCAAGAGUGCAUCGAGGAGGAGCGGCCAAAGCUGAUCGUCGAGUUGGAGGCCAAAAUUGAAGCCAAGCCAGAGAUCAAACCCAAACGCAGGGAGACCAUACCCAAAGCCAAGGACAUCAAAGAAGAGACCAAAGCGGUCAAAGAGGAGGCAAAGCCUAAGCCCAAGGAGAAGAUAGUCAAACGGCAGGAUGAGACGACAGCUAAAUCGAGGGAGGCAAUGCCCAAACAGAAGGAGAAGGAGACGAUACCCAAAGCCAAGGAGGUAAAGUCCACAGCAAAGGAAACAAAGUCCACUGCAAAGAUCGUGCCCAAGGAGCCCAAACCCACACACAAAGAGACAAAAGCCACGCCCAAGUUGAAGGAAGCGAAACCCACGCCCAAAGAGAAGCCAACAAAGCCCACAGCACAAAAGGCUAAGGAGACGAAAGGACCGGCUGCACGUAAAAUAAAUUCGGAGGAGCCGGUGGAUCCUCGCUGCAUCACCAUUGCCAUGCCCAUUGUGAAGGACUAUGGGCCACAGCUUGUGCACAAUUAUCGUCUCUGGCAGAAGAACAGCGCCUUUGCUUUGAGCACGAUCAAGAGCAAUCCCCUCUACUGGACCAACUGGGAUGUGUAUGAGUACGUGGAGCGUGCCCUCGACUCUCGCAGCAUUGCGCAGACCAUCUUCGACCAGGACAUUGAUGGACGGGCGCUGCUCAUGCUGGGACACAAGGAUAUGAGCGAUCAUCUGCAGCUGAAGAAGGGCCCCGCCGUUAAGCUCUUCUCGCACAUUGUCAACCUUCGCAUUGCGGUCGUCUGCAAGUUCAACAUGACCUGCUCGGGCUUGGACAUUUUCAACUUCGAGGCUGUCGACGCGCUGAACCAGAAGACGGUCACAAAGCAACGGGUCGAAGCCAAGCAAAUUCCACAGCAACAGUCACAGCGGAAGAAUCCUCAGCAGACAAUGAACAGCAGCAGCAGCUAUGAGCUGGUAGAAGAGUCGUCGGACGAUGAUUUUGAUGAGGAUGACGACAGUGAGGAGGCUGUGGGCGAGAGCGUAAACACACUCGAACUGGAGGGAGAGCAGCAUGACGGUGUUGAUGAUGAGGAGGACGAUGAGUUGGACAAUGAGGAUUUUCAGAGCAUCAAUCCCAUCAGUUUGACCCACGAUGACAAUGACGAUGAUUCGGAUGUGGUGAUGCUGCCGCCGCCGCUCAAAGCGCGGCAUUGCAUGACCACAGCAACGUAGGCGUCCCGCCACUCCACGUCUAUCCACUUCACACCUCUCCACUCCACUCUGCUUCGUUGAUUAAUUUUUGAUAAGAUUUUUGUUGUUGCAUCCGGCAAAUUGGCGCACGUUUUCGGGUAUUAAGUAUAUUAUGUAAUAUUAUAAAGUAGUAUUUAAAUGUUUAAGCGAAUCGUAAAGCGAUCAUUUUGAUUUCCUAAAUAUAUAUUCAAAAUCUCAAUAAAGAACUGACGUACCCACGUCUAAGCUUGGAA